CCGGUCUCUUCUGUUUCCAACCGCGGCGGCGUUCACAUACGGAAUCUGCAUUGAAUUGGAAAGAGUCCAACCAUUACCAACUUCACACAUCUACUGUCAACUAUCAAAAUCGUAUUGGUUCAGUGCAGCCAACGUUCAAACCCUCUUUCUUUCCGGUCGCCAAAAUGGGUAUUGAUAUUUGUCAUAAAUACGAUCGUAAGGUCCGUCGUACGGAACCAAAAUCUCAAGAUGUUUACUUGAGGCUUCUUGUCAAGCUGUACCGCUUCUUGCAAAGGCGUACAAACAAGAAAUUCAACCGAAUUGUGUUGAAACGUCUGUUUAUGAGCAAGACCAACAGACCGCCAAUGUCACUGCAACGGGUGGUUCGUUUUCUGAAGAAGAGCGGUCAACCAGAAGCCACCGCCGUCGUCGUUGGAACUGUUACAAACGAUAUUCGUCUUCUGAAAGUUCCAAAGUUGACUUUGUGCGCGCUCCACGUUACACAGAAGGCUCGCGAGCGUAUCCUUGCUGCAGGCGGUAAAGUGCUGACUUUCGAUCAACUCGCCCUGAAGUCGCCAACAGGCAAGAAGACCCUCUUGUUGCAGGGCAAACGGACGGCCCGCGAAGCCUGCAGGCACUUCGGCAAGGCUCCUGGUGUUCCUCACUCGCACACUCGUCCAUACGUCCGGUCGAAGGGACGUAAAUUCGAACGGGCUCGUGGCCGUAGGAGUAGCUGCGGUUACAAGAAGUAGAUGCAGUAAAAAUCGUUUUCCUUUUUAAAUAUCCACACAAAAUGUGACGAAACGCCGAAGGAAUAAACCGGAGAAUGUUUGGUUUUGUCGAAA
This is a messenger RNA of Hermetia illucens (black soldier fly), 824 nucleotides long. It is a transcript of the gene RpL18, whose product is annotated as 60S ribosomal protein L18. NCBI's taxonomy places the organism in Eukaryota, Metazoa, Arthropoda, Insecta, Diptera, Stratiomyidae. The transcript has 4 exons. Gene Ontology annotation, biological process: translation. Gene Ontology annotation, molecular function: RNA binding; structural constituent of ribosome. Bases 165 to 731 code for a protein of 188 amino acids. The record is from RefSeq and is a predicted model, not a curated record. Gene Ontology annotation, cellular component: ribosome; cytosolic large ribosomal subunit.